UAUAAACGCCCCUUGUGGCUUAUUGCCAGCCCAGCUGCUCAAUCAGGAGACAGCAUUGCUGGUGGCACCGCCCACUGACAUCACAGGACCUGCCUCUGCUUCUGAAUAUUCCCUUUGCCAGAAUAGCGGGUUUUCCAGACAAAAUGGGCAACUAAUUUAAAGACCAGGCGGGUUUUGAAAGUACAAACUAGCCAAGGGUUCAGAAAGUGCAGGCAGAAGGGAUUGUUAUUGAGACUGGUGGGAUACAUUAAGAUUGUGGAACUAGACCUCUCGUAAAACUCUACCUUCGCGGAACUCGCACUCUUGGAGGGAUAAAUACUGUGCCAGGAGCCUGGCCCUGGACAGUGAGUAUUCAGUACAAAAAAGGUAGCGAGUAUGUGCAUUUCUGUGGCGGGUCCAUCUUGAACGAGAAAUGGAUACUAACGGCGGCGAGCUGCUUCGUCAAUUUGACAACCGAUUUCAAGACUCUGAAAGUAUUUAUUGGAGUGCACCAGCUUACUCGAUUCGGUGCACAUGUCCAGAAUGGAACAGUUGAAGAAGUGAUCGUCCAUGAAAAGUUUUCGUCCGUAAAAAGCCAGUCGUAUGAUAUUGCUCUGAUUAAGCUGAAAGAGAGCUUCCACUUUAAUGACUACGCCCAGCCGGCCUGUCUACCCGCUCAAUCAGUUAAAGUAGAGGAUAUGAUGUUCUGCAAUGUAGCUGGGUGGAAAGCUUUGGACGGGUCAGAAUCUGCAACUAUCCAGCUUCAGUCUGACACGGAUUUUGUGCCUACGGAUGUUUGCAACGGCAAAUUACAUUAUAAGGGCAAACUCCCAAAGAACACCCUGUGCGCCAGAGAUAUUAGCGUUGACACCUGCAUUGGUGAUUUAGGAGGGCCUCUUAUAUGCCAGAGAAAGUUAUCUUAUUCGUAUAUAGUGGUUGGAGUAAAAAGCUGGACAAACGGCUGUCCCACCAGGGCACAUCCUCGGGUUUUCACUGCCACCCAAGCAUUCACUGAAUGGAUCGAUAGGAAGAUAUACGGGAGCAAAAGUAAAUAUGCGAUUGCCGAUGCUUUAGGGAAAAAGAAUAGGACUAAGAGGUCUUUACUAGCACGGAUCCUUCUGUCUGAGUUACCAACAGCACCGGGUCGAGUUACCCCGUGCCCGUCAGAAGCAACUCCGUUUAGACAAACAAAAUCACUGAAGUUGUACCUGGCUAAUUUGCGGAAGCCUAAAGCAGCCACUCAAGUACUCAGCAGUACUUCAACUGGAACUCCUCUAAAUGAGCAACUUCCUUUGGAUACAAACCCAGCUCAGGAUGCCCAAGUUACACCAGAACCUAAGCGUGUGGACCUGCUCCAAUCUAUAGGGACCAGUUUGAUGAAGAUACACAGAGGGAUCAAUGAGUAUAUACGCGGAUUCUCUAAUGGGCAUGAAGCAGACUUCAGCUAAGGUGGCAGUCUAAAACUGGACGUAUUGAUUGCCCUGAUCUUCAGGAAUAAUGAUAAAGAUCUACUGUGCUCUCAGGGAAACCACUGUGCUGGGAGGGUAGGGUGGUUUGACCACAGUGGCCUGAGAGCAGUAAUGGUCCACACUGUUGUUUGCUUAUCCAUUUUCACUUUGAUAAUUGUUUAAAUAAAGUUUAAUCUCUCGUGUGUUUGUAAAUGUGUAACUUUGAUCUCACGUGAUGUAUUGAAGUCACUAAAAAAUGAA
Messenger RNA from Xenopus laevis (African clawed frog), 1688 nucleotides. Its product is annotated as acrosin. The record is from RefSeq and is a predicted model, not a curated record. The coding region runs from base 678 to 1427 and encodes 249 amino acids. The transcript is spliced from 6 exons. Lineage: Eukaryota; Metazoa; Chordata; Amphibia; Anura; Pipidae.